AUGACUAGCAAAGACCGUGACCAUAUGAACGAGUAUAAGGUGAUCGUGGAGUACAACUCUGAGAGAAUCGUCUCCUAUUUACCAAAUGGGUUGUUCCCAAGGGGAAUCCUAGAAGAUUCUAAUUAUUUUAGCCAUGUAGCUUGUAAGUUGAAACAACUGGAAGUCUCUCCUGAGAUAGAAUUUUAUCAUAAAUCGAAACAAUGGAAACCCCUAAACUCCGAAAAGGAUUACUGUCACGCUGCUGUCACUUUACUUUCCACUCACAUGCUUUUUAUAAGUAUUAAGGAGAAGGAUUACAAGAUUGCUGGAGAUGAAGAAAUCACAGUGUCUCGUGAUUUGCUGACGUCAUUGACUGUGCAGAUGGCUCAAUUGGAAUUGUCUCUAAGGCAAGAAAGAUUAGAGAAAACUACUGAUAAGGAGGACAUCUAUUUUGAUAUUGAUCCUCAAAAUACUGAAUUGUUUGAAUUUUAUUCAAAUGUUAAAUCCUCGGAAGAUUUAGAAGAUGUCAUGAAUGGUUAUAAGACAUAUCAAAAGUGGAUUCAAAAAUUUAAUAGUGAUGAAAAAUAUUUAGAAAAUCAAUUAGAAAAUAUGCUGGUAUUGACUAAACAUCCAGUUGUACCUUCUUUGUCCAAACAACAAUCGUCAAAGAAAGUAGAUGAUGUGGAAAGAGAUAAUGUCCAUAAUAAGAGUACGAACAAUAAAAAUAGUAAUAAUAACUAUCCCUUCACUCUAACUAUCUAUGAAAAAGAUUUGAAUUUUUGCUUUAAAUUGAAAAAUAAUACCGAUAUGUACUUCCCAAAUAAAUUGAAUAUUGUGACUAAUUUGGAUGGUGGAUCAUAUGUUAUAUCUGUACCACAUGGGAUCGGUCCUCAUAAUCAACGCAUAUUCACUAGAUUUAAGAGAGAAUUUGGUUCAGAUUGUCAAAUCUCAGAUUUUAUGUAUUUCCAAAUUAAAGAUAUGGAUGAGAAAACUGUCCUAUAUGAAGGUAUUAGAAGUAAGUUUGAUAAUGAACAAUCGAUAUUUAAACUAAGAUCGGUGAAUCAUUUGAUUCUUAGUGGGAUAAAUUUAGAGAAAUUACAAAACCAUACCUCGACAACAUCUCCACCAUCUGUAAGAUCUUCUGUUGAUGCUCGUGAUAUAAUCUCAACUACUGUUAGUAGUAACAUUAAUGACUCUGCAAGCGGGCGUACCUUUGAUGAAUAUGAUUUUCUAAGCGAAACAGAGUUCGAGGAUUACUAG
Maudiozyma barnettii is the source of this 1239-nucleotide messenger RNA. RefSeq lists its product as uncharacterized. The record is from RefSeq and is a predicted model, not a curated record. The coding region runs from base 1 to 1239 and encodes 412 amino acids. The transcript has a single exon. Lineage: Eukaryota; Fungi; Ascomycota; Saccharomycetes; Saccharomycetales; Saccharomycetaceae.